UUUCAUACAACAAGCGUGGCGGAUUCGUAUAGCGAUAGCAGGCUGCUGAAAAAGUAUUCGAAAUAGAUUUAAAAUUAUAGUAAAAGUGUAUUUCUUAAAGCGUACUGUAAAAACGGUAUACAUAUAUAUAUAUAUAACUAUUAGAACAAAUACUCGAAUACUCCGUGGACUCCUGCUAUAAAAAGUAAAAGUUGAAAAGAAACAACUAAAAAGAAAAAAUGGUUAAAGAAACGGGCUAUUACGAUCUGCUGGGAGUGAAGCCCAACGCAACCCCUGAUGAGCUGAAGAAGGCCUACAGAAAAUUGGCGCUCAAAUACCAUCCAGACAAGAAUCCCAAUGAGGGUGAGAAAUUUAAAGCCAUCUCGCAGGCGUACGAAGUGCUCUCCGAUGCGGACAAGCGUCAAAUAUACGAUGAGGGCGGUGAGGCGGCCAUCAAGAAAGGUGGCGCUGAUUCCGGUGAUUUCCGCAAUCCAAUGGACUUCUUUGAGAAAUUCUUUGGCGCCGGUUUUGGUGGUGGCGGCGGCGGUCGUCGCCGUGAGCGACGCGGCAAGGAUGUAGUCCAUCAGAUGUCCGUUCAACUGGAAGAGCUGUACAAUGGCGCAACACGCAAGCUGCAGCUGCAAAAGAAUGUGAUUUGUGACAAGUGCGAGGGACGCGGUGGUAAGAAGGGCAGCAUCGAGAAGUGUGUACAGUGUCGCGGCAAUGGUGUUGAGAUUCGUGUGCAACAAAUUGCGCCCGGAAUUGUGCAACACAACGAGCAGGUGUGCCGAAAGUGUUCCGGCAGCGGUGAGACCAUACAGGAGAAGGAUCGCUGCAAGAACUGCAACGGACGCAAAACGGUGCGAGAGCGCAAGGUGUUGGAGGUUCACAUCGAAAAAGGCAUGCGGGAUGGUCAGAAGAUAGUAUUUACAGGCGAGGGCGAUCACGAGCCCGAAUCUCAACCGGGUGAUAUCAUAAUAUUGUUGGACGAAAAGGAGCACUCAACGUUUGUACAUGCGAACACGGAUCUGAUGAUGAAAAUGCCGCUGCAGCUGGUUGAGGCGUUGUGUGGCUUCCAGCGCAUCAUCAAAACACUUGAUGAUCGCGAUCUGCUUGUGGCAACGCAACCCGGUGAAGUUAUUCGACACGAAAUGACCAAAUGCAUUGCCGAGGAAGGUAUGCCCAUAUUCAAGAAUCCCAUGGAGAAGGGCACUCUUAUCAUCCAAUUUGAAGUUAUAUUCCCCGAUGUGAUCAAUCCAUCAGUUAUACCGACGCUUAAGCAGUGCUUGCCACCGGCGCCAGAGAUUGACAUUCCAGUUGAUGCGGAGCAUACAGUUUUGGAGGACUUUGAUCCCAAGCAACGUCGCCAGGAACACCAGCGCAUGGCCUACGAUGAGGACGAGGGUGGCUAUCAAUAUGGACCUCGCGUUCAACAGUGCACAUCCAGUUAAGCGGCCUACACUUAAAGCAAAAUAACUAACACAAAACAAAAGUAAACAAAAACCAUAAAACAAAAAAUCAAGAAGAAGAAAACAAAUGUCUGCAUCCAAUUCAAGGUGAAUCUGGAGAAUAUCCGCUCGCUCCCGCGUUCCAACUGUAAACCUAAA
Drosophila hydei is the source of this 1586-nucleotide messenger RNA. RefSeq names its product dnaJ homolog subfamily A member 4 (gene Droj2). Bases 219 to 1430 code for a protein of 403 amino acids. Gene Ontology annotation, biological process: response to heat; protein refolding. NCBI's taxonomy places the organism in Eukaryota, Metazoa, Arthropoda, Insecta, Diptera, Drosophilidae. Gene Ontology annotation, molecular function: Hsp70 protein binding; ATP binding. Gene Ontology annotation, cellular component: cytosol; cytoplasm. The transcript is spliced from 3 exons. The record is from RefSeq and is a predicted model, not a curated record.